UCUCUAUUAAUUCCCUAGUCCCAUUUUAAGAUAAAUGAAGCGCUUUAACUUUUUCAGAGAAGGGUGCGCAGCAAUAUUUUCCAAGUUAGGGGAGAGGAUGCAAGCUGCUCCUUAAAAAUUAGAUACCUGUGCAUUGGGUUUCAGAGCGAGUUACUGUUUUCACAACCAAGUGGAAUCCAACACUUAUAAAACAAUGCCAAGACAGAAGACAGGAAAAGAGAAAAGUAAAAGAGCGCCCCUGCCUGUCGUUCCAACUCUUCAAAAGUUCCUGAAAACAUAUGAGAAGCACCGUGCCCAGACGCAGACGUCUGUGUGUCCAGCCAUCAAAAAGGACUUGAAAACCAGCAUCGACAAGGAACAGAUGCUCAGGAAGUUUAUACUCGUAAGACCCGAUGACUCCCCGCCAAGCAUCCUCCCGAUUUCCUUGGAACCUUUGCUCAUGGCAAUUCGAGAUGAGCGUUACACACUGGGGAAACAGAUCUGCAUCUGGGGCUUUCAACUGAGCAACCCGGAGAUUGCCAGACUUGCUUCGCUUCUGGAGUUGAAGGGGCGCACAGCCUGCCCACUGGCCACCCUGGAGCUCAUCGACUGCAGGAUGGAUCCGUGGGCUCUAGGGAGACUUGGGCAGGCUCUGCAGUGCAGCAGAUUGCAUUCUCUUGUCCUCGAUUACUGCAGAUUUGAAAAUGAAGACAUUGAGAGCAUUUUCUUAGGCCUGGAGAGCAACCGAAGGCUUCAGGGACUCAGCCUGCGCUACUGUGGCCUGGGGCCCCAGAGUGGGCCCCGCCUGGGCUCCGUCAUACGCCACAGUGCCAUCUGCGAGCUGCACCUGGAUGGCAAUUACUUGCAGUGCUCCGGAGCGCGGGCCCUCCUCAGGCCUAUAGCCGAGCACGCAGAGAUGCGGGGCAGAGGCCCGCCGGCCACAGCCUCACCGGACUCCCCGGGUCCCCCUCGCACACUCCCAGGGACCAAGAAAAAAAUGAAAGGUUUGGCUGAAGCUGGUCCUUGGUUAGUGAAAUUAUAUUUGGCAGAUAAUGGCAUAGACGGAAAAGGGAAUGGAGGAGAAAACGCUUUGUUGGAAUUCACUCAAAUCUUAACAUGCCUGAUCAAAUACUCUGCCCACUUAAGGGAAAUUGACCUUGGAAACAAUGUGGUUGGAGAAGUGGCUGCUGUUGACAUCCUUGAAGCACUGAGAGCCAGAAAGACAGGUAAACUCCCAGUCUUAAAAAUUACAGUCACUCCUCAGAUCUCUUCAGACACCUUCAGGUCUAUUUGGAAAAUUAGCAAGAAACCUAAAAUUACCAGUAAAAGGAAGAAAAAGGUAUGCACUUAAAUGCUAGUCACAGCCACCAGGGGGUGUUAUAUAGAGCCCGGGCAUUCAGCUGGGGUAGACUAUCACAGCAGAUUUUGCACUUGAUAACACCAUAUGAAUUUUGGUUCUAGGUAACAGUCCCCU
Messenger RNA from Miniopterus natalensis, 1453 nucleotides. Its product is annotated as long intergenic non-protein coding RNA 2618. The record is from RefSeq and is a predicted model, not a curated record. Gene Ontology annotation, molecular function: GTPase activator activity; small GTPase binding. NCBI's taxonomy places the organism in Eukaryota, Metazoa, Chordata, Mammalia, Chiroptera, Miniopteridae. Gene Ontology annotation, biological process: activation of GTPase activity; nucleocytoplasmic transport. Gene Ontology annotation, cellular component: perinuclear region of cytoplasm; nucleus; cytosol.